Molecule: messenger RNA, 4868 nt
Organism: Castor canadensis (American beaver)
Lineage: Eukaryota; Metazoa; Chordata; Mammalia; Rodentia; Castoridae
Gene: Ammecr1l
Product: AMMECR1 like
Cellular component (GO): nucleus
Source: RefSeq, a predicted model, not a curated record
AUGGUUCUCCGCGGCUCGCUAGAGGGCGUGUGGUCCACUGGAGGACUCCCUACAUUCUUCCUCCAUUACCUCACUGCCUCCGGUGGAUGCUGGGAUACCGGAGGACUCGGGUCCCGGGUCGACUCAGUCCUCCAGCCGCCCGGGGAAUACCUCUAGUUCUUCCCGGCUGCCGCCGCCGCCCGGCCGCUUCCUCCUCCGCUUUCCCGCCGGCCUCCUUCGCCCCGCCCGGCCAGCGCCGCGCGUCCGGCCCGCCUGCGGGCCCGCUUCUCUCGGAGCCCCCACCCAGGCGCAUGGCUCCAUGAAGCAAAAGGAGAAGGCAGAGCGCGAGAAGUCCCGUCCGUCCCGGCCGCGUCUGGGCCAGGAGAAAAGGUACAAGAAGAAGGAAUGGAACUGGAAGGAAGAAAACCCAUUCCAGAAACAAAAUAGCUUCUGUCCUCUGUUGUAGCAGUUCCUCUGGCAAUACAGCUUUCUGCUUUCAGGUUCUGCAGUAUUCCAGACCACGAGCACCAAAUCAGGAUGGGAAAAAGACGUUGUGUUCCUCCACUCGAGCCCAAGUUGGCAGCAGGCUGUUGUGGGGUCAAGAAGCCCAAGUUAUCUGGAAGUGGAACACACAGUCACGGGAACCAGUCCACAACUGUCCCCUGCUCCAGUUCAGGACCUCUUCAAAACCACCAGCAUGUGGACAGCAGCAGUGGACGGGAGAAUGUGUCGGACUUGACCCUGGGACCUGGAAACUCUCCUAUCACACGGAUGAAUCCCGCAUCGGGAGCGCUGAGCCCUCUCCCUCGGCCCAAUGGACCUGCCAACACCACUAAGAACCUGGUGGUGACUGCAGAGAUGUGCUGCUACUGCUUCGAUGUGCUCUACUGUCACCUCUAUGGCUUCCCGCAGCCACGACUUCCUAGGUUCACCAAUGACCCCUAUCCACUCUUUGUGACCUGGAAGACAGGGCGGGACAAGCGGCUUCGUGGCUGCAUUGGGACCUUCUCAGCCAUGAAUCUUCAUUCAGGACUCAGGGAAUACACGUUAACCAGCGCACUUAAGGACAGCCGAUUUCCCCUGACCCGAGAGGAGCUGCCUAAACUUUUCUGCUCUGUCUCCCUCCUUACUAACUUUGAGGAUGCCAGUGAUUACCUGGACUGGGAGGUAGGGGUCCAUGGGAUUCGUAUUGAAUUCAUCAAUGAAAAAGGUGUCAAACGCACAGCCACAUAUUUACCUGAGGUUGCUAAGGAACAAGAUUGGGAUCAGAUCCAAACAAUAGACUCCCUGCUCAGGAAAGGUGGCUUUAAGGCUCCAAUUACCAGUGAAUUCAGAAAAUCAAUCAAACUCACCAGGUACCGAAGUGAGAAAGUGACAAUCAGUUAUGCAGAGUAUAUUGCUUCUCGACAGCACUGUUUCCAGAAUGGCACUCUUCAUACCCCGCCCCUCUACAAUCAUUACUCCUGACACACGGCUGCAUGACCAGUCCCACCCCCCUGUGGCCACCAAUGGCUAUGACAUCAUUGGAGCAGAUGCCUCCUCUUCCUGGUCCAGUUACUUCUAUUACUGCACCAUUUUAUGAUGCUAGCUUCCGUUGCCAAGUCUGCCUCCCGCUGACUGAGGGGGGUGUGGGGUUACAUUGAAUGAAACAGAACUUGAGGGGCCCAAGCCUUAUCUCAGCCUUUCCUCAAUAUGGGGUUCCAUUGGAUUGGGGCUUUCUCCAUGACCAGUGAGAAUUACUGUGUGGGUUUAGAAGACCCUUGUUUGGUGACUUGCUGUGUGUGUGGUGGCCACACUCUGGAAGCUGGAAUUGAUGGUGCAUGAAGGUGUGCCCACACACAUGCCCACGGCCUCCCCAUCAAGUAGGUGUAUCCCCCUGGCAGUCUGGGCAACGGAGUCCAACAAGAAACAUUUUUAGGUUGUUUUAAAUUCCUUUUUUUAAACUUCCAGUUUAUUGCGUACCAAGAGUUGAUUACAACCUACAUGCUUCAUAAGUGGACGCCAUGUUAGGGUUGGACGUGGGCACCAUGAGCCCUUCAAGGCUCCUGGACAGAGACCCACAUGCAGAUCGGAAGCCCUUCAGAUGGCGUUGCAGAUCCCAUUGCUCAGUAAGCCUCGAAGGUUUUAAUUGCUCACCCUACCUGAGCUGAAUUUUCUGGCACUCUUCCUGCACUGAGUCUCCUGGUGUUGGACAGAGCUCUGUGGUGUAGCCUGUUGAGGAAUGGAAUGGAGAUGCCCACAGGAGGUCCUGGUGUCAUCGCUGCGAGCAGGUGUGAAAGGAGAGAACUCUUCCUCACCACCCGGCUACCUCACCCCAAUUCUGGUAGCAGUGCCUAUGUAGCUGGAUCUUGGUUCUUCAGAAGCAUAAGAUGGGCAAACAGGUGUUUGGGUUGGGUUUUAGGAGGACACAUUGUAACAGGAGAGAAUCUAGGGUCUCAAAGCUGGCUUUGUUUUCAAGCAAACAUCCUAAGAGACCUUUAAGCAACGGAGUUCCUUUUUCUAGUUUGCCUAUAGAAGUGGGACAACAGUUGAUAUUUCAGUCCUUACUAGGACUCUAGAACAAAGCUGUGUGAUUAAAUAAGGUGAAUCUUUAUCUUGCCAACCAUGCUGGGAAUAUUCAUCAGGGCAAAUUUCCAAAUUGCUCAUGUUUCUCUGAGUCAUUGAAACUUUCAUGUGAUAUUUUCCUUUCCCAUUGUUGCUGAUUUCCAAAUAGCCAUCAGCAAGUUUUCUGCUCUCGUCUGUUCUUCACUUGUUUGGUGGUAAAAUUUAUAGAGCCAGGGGACUUGGGAAAUGCUCUGAAAGUACUGUCACAAAGGCACUGCUAAAGUGAUUCACAGGAAGAGGUGGCCAGCUGGAAGAAAGGAUCCUGAGGAUGAUACACUGGUUUUCCACAACAUGCUUAGAGAACUGUUGAGAUGGAUUGGGUAUCAAUCCAGUGAACAUAUGUCUUGAUUUAAUUUAUUUUUUAGAGUUUAUGUGGUGAUGGUGUGGCUUUCCAAAAUGGGUAAAUACUUGUCAAAAGAUCUUUUGAGUUUUAUUCUGCCAGGAAUGGAGGAGUGGGAGCACGGGCACCAUCUAAGAAGGGACACUCAUGCUAUUCUAGGCAUUGCCUUCAAGUUCCUAGGAAGGAAUAGGGUGUGUGAGAGGAGCAGCUUGUGCUGCUGGUGAGGACUUGAGAUGGAUGGGGGAGAUGUGGGUGGGUGUCAGAGUGCCCAGGCUGUGCCCCGUCACUGCCUGGCUGGGUUCCUUUGGCCUGCCAUGCACCCCUGGCAACAUAGGUGAAGAUGUCUCAUGGCUUCCUGCUGCUGAGGAUAAUAAAUGUGUUACAGACAGAUGUGACAUGACAGCAGGUACUCUCAGGUGCCAUGGAUUGAUGUCAGGGUGGUCAGCUCUGGGCUGAGCCACCCAUCUCCAGUUUGUGCAACAGUAUUGACACAUAGGGCUACACUUACUGUUCAAGUGUUCUAUGUUAAAAGUUGUGUUUAAUUUCUAAAGAUUAAAAAAAGCAAAAAAAAUGGUGCUAAACUUCACCCCUGAGCACGCUCAGUGAGACUGGUCAUGCAAGCAUUUACAGUGCCAUGCUCCUCAAGCCUAUUUUUCUUGUAGAGACGUUGCCCUAUUUGUCUUCCCCAAUGUAUAGUUCGUAUUUUAUUUUAUCAAGGGUGGGGUAGGAUACCUGCCAUUUAAGAAAAUGAACAGAAAAUUUUAAACCCAAGAAAUGGGGAAAAAAAAAAAAACAGUGCACAAGAAUCGGGCUGGUGAAGCCCAGCACCACACUGAAGUAGGCUCAGUGGUUUUGGAGUGAAGAAGCCUUACUCCCUGCACAUUCCCUCAUCCUCCCACACAAGUCCAGCCAUGGAGAUGAUCGGGUUCCUUUUGCCUUGUCAAGGGGACUCAGGAGUCAGCCAAGGGAAACUGUUUGGCCCCGGGAAGAAUGGGCACUAUCGCUGUCUCUUCUGACCAGGGCCAAGUUAGGAAGCAGUCUAGAGGUGUACAGACAUGGCCGCCUCAAGGAAACGCGUGGCAGGUGGCUCUCAGGAAAAAUACCGGGUGGCUCAUCCAUGUGGCAGCUUUGCAUAGGGAGGUAACAGCUCUGAACUGGAACUGAACUGCCUCCCACACGCUUGACCAAAGCAGUGAUGAGGGUGGCUGAUCCAUGCUGAAUGAGUGGUGGGUAGAGGAAAGGGAUUGUUUUCUGCCCAGUGUUUCCUUUGUCCUUGGACCACUCGAGCUGAACAGUAGGUAACCACUGUUGUCAAGGAACCAGUUCAACUUUGCUGGCUUGGUUUGGAGUUUGUUUCAUCCCUAGCUGUGAGUGCCUUUUGGUCUGGAAAGUUGGCUUGUCUCAUCAUACCCACAGCUAGGACAUUCUCUCUGUAAUUAUGAAUUGUCCUUGUUUUACAUGAAGUAAAACAGAAUGUCAUUGAUCACUAGAGUUUGUCAGUGUUGGGUUGUUUCCACUGUGAGGUUCUUAAACUUUUUUCUUCAUAAUAUUAAAACAACUCAUGUUAGGGACCCUUUCCACAUGAAAGGUUUGCAGUUGAGACAUUAUAUAUAUUUCACUGUUUAUAAUAAAAAUCAUCUAGACGAAGUCCUGGGUGUUAAUUUUAAUAUUUCGCACAAGAUCUGUUUUCCAUGAUACGUUAACAUCUACAAUUUCACUAACUGUUGCUGUUAUUUUCUAUUAAGAUUUCUGAAGCCUAGGGAGCUACAUGUUCUUUUGUUUAUUUACAUUCUUAUUUCCCUGAAGCAAGAGACUCUAUGGCCUUUAGUGCAAAGACUUCAGACCAAUUCUUUAUAUUACACUUGGUUGCCUCUUGGCUAUAUAACUUCUGAGUGCAAAUCAUUGAACUCUUUAACGAAGUAUUGUAGAGAAUAAAUCAUAAUGG